GAAUUUUACUAUUGUACUGAAUGUGAUUAUUCCCUUCACAAGCACUGUGCUGAGUUACCAAGAAAGACAAGACAAUGGAGUUUCAAAACCACACUAACUCUCCAUUAUAAUCAAUUUUUUUUCUGUUAUUGGUGUGACUUUUUCUGCAGCGGGUUUGGCUACACCAUAGAUUGUAAAAUCAUGUGCAUUAGAUGCUUUGAAGUUCCUGACAACUUCACUACUCAAGGACACGAGCACCCUCUUUUCUAUGACCGCAAGUAUGAAAGGAAAUGCAGUAGCUGUGGAACUAGAACUGGUCGUUUUAGAUGCAAGGAUGGUGAUUUUGCCUUGUGCUAUGGAUGUGUUGUGUUGCCGCGUAUAACCUGGUACAAGUAUGAUGAACAUCCUCUUGCACUCACUUAUCAUGAUGAUCAUGUUGUGGAUCAAUGUUUUUGUGAGAUAUGUGAGGAACCAAGAGAUCCAAAUCACUGGUUUUAUCACUGUAAAAUUUGCGAGUAUUCUGUGCAUUGCUUUUGUGUUCUGGGGGAAUCCCCAUCUGUGAAGCUUGGGUUGACUUCCACAUAUGAUUUUCAUCCACACCCUCUCACCUUUGUGAAUGAAGAUUUUGACUACUUUGAAUGCAACGAGUGCAGCAAGCGUUGUAAAAUUGUGUUUGCCAAAUGUUCAGAAUCAUAUUCAUGGCAAAGGUUUGGCAAGGCAGUACUUGAUUCUUAAAUUCCAUUAAUGAGCGGAAUUUUCCUUCCAUCUGUGUAAUUUAGUUCCUUUUCUUCUGUGAGAUGUGCUUUGCUAAUGUUUGGAAUGGAGUUUGUAAUAAUCAAAUAAUUGGAUGCUUGUUUUCUUCUUUGGAUUAUUUCCUUUCUUUUUUUUCUUCUUGUAAUAUAUGUUUAUUUACGCU
Messenger RNA from Rubroshorea leprosula, 895 nucleotides. Lineage: Eukaryota; Viridiplantae; Streptophyta; Magnoliopsida; Malvales; Dipterocarpaceae. The record is from the annotation of a GenBank genome assembly.